CUUCAAUAACCUCCAGGAAAGCUCUGAGGUUAGGGAGACUAGCACAGCCAAAGAAGACAUGAGGAGUCUGCUGGCACUGCUGAUCCUGACUCUGGCCCUGGCAGCACUCUGCUGUUGUGAGAAAGAUCCCAAAGAACCCUCAGGAUCUCUCAGUGCUGACAGCAUCAAGAUCAAAAAAGAAGUUGCCAAUGCCUUUGUGAAGAGGAAGAAGAGAGCCAGUCCUUAUGAAUGGUACCUGGAGUACUACAAAAGCCCGAUGGAGCAGAUGCACGAGCGCUGUGAGAACUACCCCCCCUGUGACUAUCUCUCCGACCAAGUGGGGUUUGCCCUGGCCUACAACCGCUUCUUUGGCAGGUACUGACCGUGGGAAGGUCUCUGCUCCUUUGCUUGGAACACUCCGAACCCCGCAGGAGAAAGAAACUGUGCCUGGGAAGGAGAGAACGAAAGCAUCUGGACUGGCAUCUUCUGUUGUGUCCCCACUAGCUGGAACACCAAGGCUGGGAUUAUACCACUUGUUGAGCUUCCAUUAACUUUCUUCCUUUCAUCAAUAAAGUCUCUCUUCAAACAACUUUUAUCGUAUUUUAAGCUUCACCAGAAGACCCUGUCUUAUUUCCUUCCACCUGAAUCCCUAGCACACAAUAUUUGGAAAAUAGGGAUUAAUUUCAAGAAAACCACUGCAUGCCUUAGAAUCAUCACUAGAUCUCUUAUCCUCUUCUGCAAAAUACAGGAGGGUUAUGGAAGAAGAAUGUCACAGUGUGUGUAAAUGUGAUGGAUCUGAUCCUGGGAUGCUCGCUGUGAAGAAAGAAGAACACCUGCCUCCUGUUCCAAUUAGUGGGAAAGUUCAGUAUUUUCAUGUAAUAUAAUCACAUUAAAUAUGCAUCACAGUAGGAUCAUUUGUAAAGAUAGAAGUGUGCAAACACUCUUGCAUAGUUACAUAGAUAGCAAUCAGCUUCUGGUACACUCUUCUGAUUACUCUGUUAUAAAAUUUGCUGUAUAGCAACAAUAAAUAAAUCCCAAAAAGUGUGUUUAAGGA
Melospiza georgiana is the source of this 1033-nucleotide messenger RNA. RefSeq names its product osteocalcin-like. Gene Ontology annotation, cellular component: extracellular region. The coding region runs from base 59 to 361 and encodes 100 amino acids. Gene Ontology annotation, biological process: osteoblast differentiation; regulation of cellular response to insulin stimulus; bone development. Gene Ontology annotation, molecular function: structural constituent of bone; calcium ion binding; hydroxyapatite binding. The record is from RefSeq and is a predicted model, not a curated record. The transcript has 4 exons. Lineage: Eukaryota; Metazoa; Chordata; Aves; Passeriformes; Passerellidae.